Molecule: messenger RNA, 1528 nt
Organism: Photinus pyralis (common eastern firefly)
Lineage: Eukaryota; Metazoa; Arthropoda; Insecta; Coleoptera; Lampyridae
Product: 2-acylglycerol O-acyltransferase 2-A-like
Exons: 4
Coding region: 316-1347 (343 amino acids)
Biological process (GO): triglyceride biosynthetic process
Cellular component (GO): endoplasmic reticulum membrane
Molecular function (GO): diacylglycerol O-acyltransferase activity
Source: RefSeq, a predicted model, not a curated record
UGACAUAAUAACAGAUAGUAUUUGAGUAACCGUACAAAGUGCAACACGCCACUAAACCCACGUAACAAGGUGAGAAUGCUUCCUGAGUUUUUCUGUAACCCCUGGUUUGUAUCAGAGACAACCCACUACUUCUUGCAUUCACAAAAACAGAUAAGGUUUUUAAAGAUAAAAUGUAGGCACCUACGCAAUUAAAUUCUCUACUGAGAAUGAUAUCUUGAAUAAUCUAAGAGUAGGUAGUAAGCGACCGUUUCGCGCUUAUAUUAUCCUUAAUCGGUAACCAUCUAAGGUAGACAUUUUGAUUUUAAUUUUAGCACGAUGGAAUUUAUGGGAAUAAAAUUCGCCCCUUUAAAAAUACCUUUGGAAAGGAGACUGCAGACGUUAGGAGCCGGUGGUUGGUUUAUAACAUUGGUGUCCGGUGUUGCGAUAAGUCUCUUGCUAACAGUGUACUUACUAGUUUACUCUAGCCUUUGGUUGAGCGUAGUUUUGUACUUAAUAUGGAUGUGGUUUAUCGAUCGAGAAACUUGUGAUAGAGGCGGAAGAAGAUUGAACUGGGUCAGGAACUUGUCGUGGUGGAAGUACAUGAAGGACUUCUUCCCUUUGACUGUGAAAACGGUACCUGGUGUUAAAUUAGACCCGAAAAGAAACUACCUGUUCUGCUCAUUUCCUCAUGGAAUGCUGGCAACCGGCGCCUUCUCCGCAUUUGCAACGAACGCCACCGAGUUUAACGACCAACACCCUCACCACACACCACAUCUCAUCACCCUAAAAUCUCAUUUCAUAAUGCCAUUUUUUCGCGAACUGAUUUACUCGUUGGGAAUGUGCAGCGCCAGUGCAAAAUCAAUCAAGUGGAUACUAAACAAUCCGGAUGGCGGUAAUAUUGCUGUGAUAAUUGUCGGAGGUACGGCAGAAGCCUAUCAUUCACGGCCUGGUCAGUAUCGCUUAGUGUUAAAGAAUAGGAACGGCUUCGUAAAAAUAGCUCUGAAGACAGGUAGCCCGCUUGUGCCUGUAUUUUCAUUUGGUGAAACCGAAUUGUUUGAUCAAGUUAGUAAUCCAGAAGGAUCCUUAUUAAGAAAGAUACAGGACUGGACGAAGAAGGUGGUUGGAUUGCCUGCAUUAAUUCCAAUCGGGCGAGGGUUUCUUCAAUAUUCUUUCGGUUUGGUUCCAAACAGAAAACCACUGACUGUUUUAAUUGGUGAGCCAAUCGAAGUUCAAAGGGUGGACGAUCCAACACCAGAGCAAGUAUGGGAUUUACAUAAAACCUUCGUAGAUAGCCUGACCAAUCUUUUUGAAGAACACAAGCAUAUGUAUUUAAAGGAUGCUGAGAACCUGCAGUUAAUUAUAAGUUGAUUAAUUAUAAUUACUCCUCACUCCAUUCGUCGUAGAAUAUGCAUCUAGUUAAAGUAAUGCAGUAAGUCUUUUGGGUUUUGAACACUGUCGAUGAGGUCUACAAUCGUAACCUAUAUACCAUCUUUUGUACUAUUAAAAAUAAACCUCCAAAAUCAUUAUCGUUUAAUUAAACGAACUCCAA